This is a messenger RNA of Paralichthys olivaceus (Japanese flounder), 583 nucleotides long. Lineage: Eukaryota; Metazoa; Chordata; Actinopteri; Pleuronectiformes; Paralichthyidae. The record is from RefSeq and is a predicted model, not a curated record.
UGAACACGUGUGGAGGGUACAGUGGACCGGACCGUGCUGAGAGUGUCACAGGUCUGAUCCCCGUGUGGCCCCGCCCUCCCUGCUCCUCCUCCGGUCGACCGGCCACAUUCCCGCUACCUUCCACCGUGACAAGCACCGAUCUGACGGCGAAGCAGCGGACGAACCCCGGGACAUCAUGGCGUCAGGUGUGACAGUGAACGAUGAGGUCAUCAGAGUGUUUAACGACAUGAAGGUGAGGAAGUCUUCGACCCAGGAUGAGGUGAAGAAGAGGAAGAAGGCGGUACUGUUCUGUCUGAGCGAGGACAAGAAGAAGAUCAUCGUGGAGGAGGGGAGGCAGAUCCUGGUGGGUGACAUCGGAGAGACUGUGGAAGACCCCUACGCCUCCUUCGUCAGUCUGCUCCCCCCCGACGACUGCAGAUACGGCCUGUAUGACGCCACCUACGAGACCAAGGAGUCCAAGAAGGAGGACCUCGUCUUCAUCUUCUGGGCUCCGGAAGGCGCUUCAAUGAAGAGUAAGAUGAUCUACGCCAGCUCUAAAGAUGCCAUCAAGAAGAAGUUUACAGGUGAGUCGUCACCCGCCGAG